Messenger RNA from Aspergillus udagawae, 651 nucleotides. RefSeq lists its product as uncharacterized. The record is from RefSeq and is a predicted model, not a curated record. Gene Ontology annotation, molecular function: chitin binding; hydrolase activity, acting on carbon-nitrogen (but not peptide) bonds. Gene Ontology annotation, biological process: carbohydrate metabolic process. NCBI's taxonomy places the organism in Eukaryota, Fungi, Ascomycota, Eurotiomycetes, Eurotiales, Aspergillaceae. The coding region runs from base 1 to 651 and encodes 216 amino acids. The transcript has a single exon.
AUGCAUGUAUUUGUUCUCGUCGCCCUCUUCCUGUCGGCGCCUCCUGUCACGAAGACAUAUGCUAGCCAUAAAGCGAACCUGUUCGCAAGGGAAGUCAGUCCUGACGGUUCCUGUGGUGGCACAACUGGGUAUAUUUGCCCCGACACGGAGCCUUGUUGCUCGAAAUAUGGCUAUUGUGGCAACACAAAUGAGUACUGUGGCAUUGAUUGCCAACCCGCCUUCGGUACCUGUCCGGCCACAUCUACUGGUACAGUAAAUAUCCCUCGUCCGCACAUAGGGCAAGUCCCCUAUGGAGAGGUCAUCGAUUCUUGCGCCCAUUCCGGCGAUAUUGCCUUAACGUUCGAUGAUGAUCCCUACCUCUACACAUCCGACCUGUUGGAUCUCCUUGCACGUUACGGGGUGAAAGCCACCUUUUUCGUUGUGCGAAACAACGGCAACGGUGCUAUUGAUGAGGUUGCUGCAUGGAAGUCCGCUAUCCAGCGCAUGGACCCUGAGGGCCACCAGGUUGGCUCCCAUACCUGGAAUCAUCCAGACCUGACCACACUAUCCUCUGCCCAGAGGAGAGACCAGAUGUACCAAACCGAACAAAGCAUUUGCCAACAUUCUCGGAAAGGUGCCCACCUACAUGCGACCGCCAUACUUGAGCUUUGA